CUACUUCAUAGGAACCUCCCGAAAGCUAUAAACUCAGCAUUUUACUCAUGAUCAUGAUUGUUCCGUGGCGCAAACCACUGGCCCGAUUUGGCUGAGUCGACUGCCGCAGCUGCCACUCUUCCAGUAGUGCGGUGAAGCGACGUCCACAUUGAUUGUUAUACUAGCGGACAUCACAAACACAACAACCUACUUUUACUCAGAAGUAGUUCCGCUUCCGUUUUUGAUUGUUCGGAGGAGCAGGUAAAUCCGUCAAGAUGUCGACCACUACAAAAUCACACAAAAGAAACGAACAGCUGAAGCACGGCGAUGUCUCGCUAUCAGCAGAGGAAGAAAAAAGAGCGAAAGAACUGUACUACCAUUUGUUGUAUCGAACUUGUUAAAUGCUUGUGGGGCUCGUUGUGAAGGAUCCAUAACCUAACCUAACCUAAAACCUCCUAGUUUCUUGAUCAUUUUAAAAUCGGCGGGUUCGUAGAGAAUAGAAUGAUAGAGGAGCACUAAGCUCCGCCUGCCGCCGGUUUGCGAACUGGAUAAAGCUGAGGCCGCUCUUUCAGUAGCCCCAGGAUACAAAAAAAAAUAAAACUUUUCCUGAAAUCUCCAAAUCCAAAUCCAAAACCUCAAUAUGAUUCAAAAUACCAUGAAAAACUUGUUUCCUUCGACCUUCUCUUCAUCCGCAUUCUACUAGUAAACGAUCGACAUUUAUUUCCUCAUCCACCAUAUAUUUCCUCAUCUCCUUCUUCUACCUAAUUACACUGUCCUAGGUUUGCGGUGUACGACUACGAUAAGUCAGAUAACAUAUCACCUGAUGAGCUUCGCGACUUGCUGGUAGAACUCGGCUUCGAAAUUCAGGAUGAAACCAUUACAGAUGUCACGGCGACGCAUGGUAAACAAGACUUGUUCAUCACUUUGGUAUAGGAAACUAAACUCAACAUGCAACCUAUCCUGAGAGACGCCUGCUGCACGACAUCAAGAAUUCGCAGUUGUGACAGUGAGUCCUUGCUGCAACAGCUAUGAACCUUUCUCCGUCUACAGCAUCACAGUCCGUUUUGAUCCUCCUCAUCCUCUCCAAUCUACAGUUACUCUAGUACUGAUGGCCUACUAAUUAUACUCACAUCUAAAAAAACUACAACAGCAAAAGACCCGAAGAAAAUCGCGUACUCGGAAUUCCGACUCAUCUACAUGGAGUUUCUAAGUCAGAUGCCGUCAGCAUUGCGAAAGCAGAACAUGCAUGGAGACUGCCGACCAUGCGUAUUGAACAUCAAAAGCCACAUUAGUUGAUACCUCCCUAGUUUCACAAGACAUGGUGGACACCUAUUCUAGAUCCACUUCCUUCAUGUAACAACUCCCAGCCUCGUCGAUUUGAGACAUCAUCUUCUAUUUCCAAUUCCAUACACAAGGAAGUCGCUUAGAUUUGAGACAUCACCCAUGCAAGAUAAUUCUUAGCAGUGAUACGCAACAUCCUCAUCCAUACCCCACCCUCGCCCAGCAUCAAGACAUCUACUUCACGGAAGCGUCGUAUCGGUCGGCGUUUAAGAUGUACGAUUUUGAUCGAAGCGGAACCCUAGAGCGGAACGAAAUAGUUUAUUUGCUAGACGAUUUGGGUAAUUCAUUUUUCAUUAAAUCUACUACUUGCUAGACGAUUUGGGUAAUACUAAUGAUACAACUUAUGUAUCAAAUGUAGGUGUAUCUAUGUGAUUUUUUUGUCGCUCGGGGUGAUCUCGCACUGUUCUCUUUCUUGCUUCAAAGCCUAUGCUUUUCUUACACCACGGUGACAAUAAUUAGUAUUAGCCACACCCACUUCGUGAUGACAACAGGUCUUCCCGAUGUCCAUGGUGACAAUUAUUCGACCCUAAUGGAUCACGCCUUCUCACGCGUCGACUGGGAUCAUAGUGGGAGCCUCGAUUUUCAAGAGUUUUGUAGCUUCAUCAACGAAGUGAUCAACUACAUUUAUGGAUCUUAUUCAAACACUCAGCUUCAUCAACGAAGUGAUCAACUACAUUUAUGGAUCUUAUUCAAACACUCAGGUUCUCAUUUUCAAAUGAGACUCUUAAGAAAGGGAGCCCGCUGACUACGUAAGCAGUCCCUAAAUCUUUAACAAAAACUUUGAUACCUCUCUCUAAUCACUCGAGGAGAUUCGCGAGGAGGGGACGAAGAACGUGAAGGUGUACUGAUUCAGGGGUGCGGCAGUGCUAGUACGCUUGGCUCAUUUUUGGGUUACGUUAUUUGAUACCUAUAUGGCGAUUUGAGUGACACGAUCAACAGUGAACUGUUUGGUAGAUUUGCGACUUUACAUUUAAUUGUGAGUGAACUAAUUCUGACAAUUUUCUCCAAGGCCAGGCUUCACCAGCCAGCAUGCACAUCCACUUGUGCACCGAUAGAAUUCUUCAUCGUCCGAACAGUUGUACAAGAAGUAGUUUCAUGUGCAUGCUGAAGACUUCACUUGGUAUCGAACUAUCUCGCUUGCGCGUCUAGGUUCUUAUUCAUCUUGAGAAAUUAAUAUCCCCCGUCUCGCAACGCAAACACUAAAACUCAACAAGGUUGAUCCGCGCCAGAGCCAGGUCGAGAAUAAGCAAACAUAAAGAUUGAGGCUGCAAAAAAAUGCUGGCAGUUCAGUUGGCAU
Molecule: messenger RNA, 2617 nt
Organism: Amoebophrya sp. A25
Lineage: Eukaryota; Dinophyceae; Syndiniales; Amoebophryaceae
Source: the annotation of a GenBank genome assembly